Molecule: messenger RNA, 948 nt
Organism: Trichomycterus rosablanca
Lineage: Eukaryota; Metazoa; Chordata; Actinopteri; Siluriformes; Trichomycteridae
Gene: mipa
Product: major intrinsic protein of lens fiber a
Exons: 5
Coding region: 1-792 (263 amino acids)
Biological process (GO): water transport; transmembrane transport
Cellular component (GO): plasma membrane
Molecular function (GO): water channel activity
Source: RefSeq, a predicted model, not a curated record
AUGUGGGAGUUCCGCUCUCUGUCUUUUUGGCGGGCGGUUUUCGCCGAGUUCUACGGCACCAUGUUCUUCGUCUUCUUCGGGCUCGGUGCGGCCCUGCGCUGGACCAGCAGCUCCUAUAACGUGCUCCAGGUGGCCUUCUGCUUCGGGAUGGCCGCAGCCACGCUCAUCCAGUCGAUAGGCCACAUCAGCGGCGGCCACAUCAACCCGGCCGUCACCUUCGCCUACGUGAUCAGCUCCCAGAUGUCCCUGUUUCGUGCCUUCUUCUACAUCUGCGCUCAGUGUCUGGGGGCGCUGGCCGGGGCUGCUGUGCUGUACGGGGUGACACCGAGCAAUGUGAGAGGAAACCUGGCUCUUAACACACUGCAGCCUGGCAUCAGCCUGGGCAUGGCAACCACCAUCGAGGUGUUUCUCACUCUGCAGCUGGUGGUUUGUGUGUUUGCCGUGACCGACGAGAGGCGUAACGGACGACUGGGUUCUGCUGCUCUAUCCAUCGGGUUCUCUGUUUUCAUGGGUCAUCUGUUCGGGAUGUACUACACUGGUGCUGGAAUGAACCCUGCCAGGUCCUUCGCACCAGCUGUGCUCUUCAGGAACUUCAUCAACCACUGGGUGUACUGGGUUGGUCCACUGAUCGGUGGUGCUGUUGGCGCUCUUCUCUAUGACUUUGUGCUGUUCCCACGUAUGCUCGGUUUCUCAGAGAGAAUCGCUGUGCUCAAAGGCAGUCGACCCGCCGAAACCGAUGGCCAGCAGGACACGCGGGGAGAGCCCAUCGAGCUCAAAACGCAGGCCCUGUAAACACGUUCAGGAAAGGCGCCAUCAAUCAGCCAGCAGAGGUCACAACUGCACCAGUCAUGAGAGAGAGAGAGACCCCAUCCGGCUUAGUACCACCCAUCUGAACAACAGGCCAAUCGUUGUUCAUGUGGCCGCUUAGCCUUAGCCGGCAGGCAGAGG